This is a messenger RNA of Triplophysa rosa, 5230 nucleotides long. RefSeq names its product Kazal-type serine peptidase inhibitor domain 2 (gene kazald2). Gene Ontology annotation, molecular function: insulin-like growth factor binding. Gene Ontology annotation, cellular component: extracellular region. The record is from RefSeq and is a predicted model, not a curated record. The transcript has 4 exons. Lineage: Eukaryota; Metazoa; Chordata; Actinopteri; Cypriniformes; Nemacheilidae. The coding region runs from base 2448 to 3353 and encodes 301 amino acids. Gene Ontology annotation, biological process: regulation of cell growth; regulation of signal transduction.
CAUGAGUAAAUAAUGACAAUAUAUUACUGUCUGUUCCUUUCAAAACAUAUGAAUAAAUCUUUGUAUUCUGGACAGACAGAGGCAUGUGAGAGUUUCUCUGAGAACACACAAUUAAUUGGUCUGGGUCUGAUCUUAUCAUGGCCGCUCAAUCUGUGUUAGUUAAUGGUACAAACUCACGGCACACUGCUGCCUCCCUGGUGCUGAAUACAAACGGCCUGAAGCAAUUAGCCCACUAUAAGAGCCACUCAUUAAGAGGUAAGCAGUGAAUGAGACGCGCUCACACAGCUAAUCAAUAUUAAUGAUGGAUUAUUUACAAUUAACAAUGGCCCCUUAAUGGCCGCCUAAUUGUUUGUUUGGGCUUAACGUGGAGAGGUGAGAGCAGCGGAUAAACUAAGGACAUUAGUAAGAUGCAGGAGCUCAAUGGCUUCUCACUUUCUUUCACGGCUCAGAUAAACUCAUUAGCAACAGAGAAGCGUUGUGGUUUUCAUGCUGAGCUGAUGUGCCUGAAUGCAAAACUACAUAGAGAACUGAGAUGUACAAUCUUAGUACUGUGGGGUGGGUGUGGUCAAAACGAAAGGUUGUUGGUUUGAGAUCCAUGAGCUCUCACUAUUGUAUAACAAAGCCACAUUUUGCGAUAUGGACUAUCCCUGUUUUGAAAUAGAUUUGGAUAAAAAACAAGAUGAAACAUUUGUUCUCAACUUCAGAACACAGAUUUUACAACACAGGGCAAAACUGUUCAUUGUGCCCUAAACAAAUUUCUGUUAAUCAUAAAAAUGUACUUAUUACUACCUGUUAAUCAUAAACAUUUACUCAGAAAUCACUGACUGCAGCUGUCAGAGGAGAACUGGCACUCCUGGCUGAGACUGGGUUCUCCCAAGUUUUUUUUCUCCAUUUAUUCAUCUUUUUUUAUUAUUAUUAAUGAAGAACAAUUUGAACAGUAUUAUACAAAUAAGAGCACAUAAAAGUCAGGGGUAUCAAAAAAAGGGGGAAAAACUGAAAGGCCUUUUACAUAAAAAGCUUGUAUUUAUUAAAUAGCUUUAUAGUUCUCCUUGCUUUUAAAUCUUUACUUAAUUAGUUUUGUUUCCACAUAAUUUUAACUUCAUUUUAAAAUGCUCAGUUUUUUUUCCACACCAUUUAACUUUAUGAAUAUGAAAACGGGCAACCAUUUAUUCAUCAUUGAAAUUUGGUUCCUUUCCACCAUUGCUGUGUUGGUUUGCUCACCGGGAGACUGCUGAGAUUAUAUGAAUUUCUGCUAAUCCCAUUAACAUGGAUUUAAAUUUUAUGAGGAUGGUCCGCUCUGUUUUAACUCAUCGCACUAAUUUUCCUCUUCUGUGUUUUCUUUUUCAUGUAAAGCUGCUUUGAAACAAUGCAAUGAUACACUGUAAAAAGUGAUAUAUAAAUAAACUUGACUCGACUUAAAACUAGCAACAUAUGCUGAAAUGGAAAUGUGAACGUUUUGGUUUCUAAAUGUCUCUUGAUGCCCCUUUAGCUCGCCACACAAGAUUGGGGGUUCGAUUACCAGGAAACAUACUAAUAAAAUGUACGACUUGAAUUCAAUGUAAAAAUGCAUCGGCCAAAUGUGUAAUUGUCUUGAUAUUUUGGCUUUAUGCUUCUUUGUAGUUUAGGGCAAGUUUUUUUUCCGCUUACUUAGACUUUUUAUGUUUUUAUGGAUUAACACAUAAUGCCAUCUGUCCGUUUUUACAUCUACAAAAUGGAAGAAUGGCUAAAUAUAGCUGACAUUUUACAUUCCUCCCUUUAAUAAACUGUAAAGCUUUUUAUACUUUGCAACUUAAUGUGUUUUUAUUUUCAGUUGCAUGACCCCAAUAAAACCUAUUCUGGGACUAGUUGAGUACUAUGACAAUAUGUGCUUGUUCACUGAAUAAAUAUAUUUGAAAUGAUGGCAGAAGUUUUCUCAUUUUUUAUAAAACAAACAACAGCCUUGAGGACAUUGAGGUACAUACAGUAUGACCAUGCACUACUCCAUCACCCACACCCUGACCCCCCCCCACACACACAUAAACACAUUGCGACCUGAGCAUUCUGAUUGGCUGUUGCUCAUCUCCCAGCUCACACCUUUGAAAACUUUUGUCGGGCAAAAGGGGGGAGGCACCCUGCAGUUUAAGAGGGGGUCACUGGAGUCAGACCUGUCUUGUGUUGUCUUUCUCACUCUCUCUCUCAGCUUGUUGCUCAUUUCUUUUCACGGUGAAGUUUGACUUUAGGAGCACAGAUCGUUUUAGCAGGGCAGCGCUGAAAAUAACCCACCAGGGUACUUUAAAAACGGUAUUUUGGGAAUGUCAGGCCUUACGACCGGCAAAGACCCUUCAUGUGACUCAUCUUGACCUUCUGCACUGAGAUAAAACCUGCUUCUGCUAUCUAACAAAGGACAUUUUCUGAAAUUGUCUUUUUCGUAUGUGAUCUUUUUUUUAAACUAACUUUGGACAUUCACAAUGGUUGGUUUACUGGCGAUGCUGGUCACGAUGCUGGCUUCGGUAUCCCAAUCCUUCCGUCUGGGUCGUGUAGACUGGCAGAAAAGCGUUUUACCAGGGGAGGGAUGCCCUAAAAAGUGUCACCCUGAGAGAUGUCCGGAUCUCAGGCAGAUGCAGGGCUGUCCAGGGGGGCUGGUUCGAGAUCAGUGCGGGUGCUGCUGGGAAUGUGGGAACAAAGAGGGGCAACUGUGUGACCCGCAGCCCAGGUCCGGCUCCACGCUCUACGGGCGCUGUGCUGAAGGUCUACUCUGCCGAACUUCACGCAAAAACGCUGGUGGUGAGCCCCGGGCCAUCUGCGAGUGCAGCAAGCAGGAAGCACUUUGUGGAUCAGACGGGAAGACGUACAACAACGUGUGUCAGUUUCGGGCAGCCAAACACAAGCAGGGCAAGGGUCAGAUGUUGACGAUGGUUCACCACGGACCCUGCAAGGCAAAGCCUGUCAUCACUCGCGCUCCCCGUGACAUCAUCACACCCAAGGGAAGUGACGUCAUCUUUUCCUGCGAGGUUUCGUCGUAUCCAUUGGCGUCCAUUCAGUGGAGGAAAGAGGGGGAUGUUGUUUCCUUUCCUGCGGAUGAUUCGAGCGUGGCUGUUCAGGCUCGCGGCCGCCCGCGGCGGUUUGAACUGACCGGCUGGUUCCAGAUUCAAGCAGUCGGUCCGAGUGAUGCAGGUGUGUACACGUGUACCGCCAGGAACGCCUUCGGAGAGGUUUCUGCCUCCGCCAGAUUACAGGUUACACACGGAGGGUCUCAUCCGAGCAAAGAUCUCCAACCGAUUGAAAAGGGAGAAUACAGAAUAACGGACAAAGAAGAGGUGAACGAAGACGACGAAGAUUACGAGGGCCAGCCUAGCGGCCAUAUGUAUUUGUGAGAUCCAGAGAUUACAAAGAUUAUAGCAUUUAAACAGAUUUUUUCUAUUGUUUUGAACUCGCCGUAAACUGUGUCCUCUUAAAAUAUUUCUCGACACCUCGAUUAAGGGCGAUUAUGUGCGAGUAUUGUAUAUAAAUCCAAAUAACUUCUAUUCCCUCCUGAGAAUUGUACUUAAAAUAGAACUUAAUUAAAUAGUUGAUUUACACAUUCGCUCUCGAGUCCCGAGUUCUUCGAAACGGAUCUUAACACUGCAAAUUUCAGCUCUUCGUCAUAACGUUUGGGGUGAAUGGCCAUUACGUGAACGUGUGCAUAUAUGUAAACGCGUGAGCCGAAACCAGCCUAUGGAUGCGGUCACGGCAUACAUUACUGAACCCUGAACCCACUCCCUCCUGCUGAAUAAAAGAUCAGCGCCGCAAAGACGCUGGGCAGCAAAAAAAGCACCCAGGUUAAGUUGUUUGAAAGCUCUGGUAUUAAGAGGCGUUUUACACUUAAGAAGUUGGUUUCCCUGGGUUUUCUCUUCCCUCCCCUAUUGAUUGAUGCUUAGCUAUCAAUGCAUAAUAGAAAAGCACUCAGGACAAAUGUGGGGUUAUGGCCUUCCAGGGAGAGAGCAGACCGGCCUGUUUCUCAGCGCCAUUAUUGCCCCAUAAAGGAUCCCAGGGGAAGGACAAGCUCCUCACAUCAGCACACACCAAAUACCCAAUUAAAAAAGAAGACCUUUAAAUUCUCUCCUCUUUCCUGGGCAGAAAUCAAUCAGAAUUCAAUCUGUUCAGCUAGGAUGCCGACAGGCCAGGUAAUUGCUCACCAGAGCCGGGAUAGGUGACAACGGCUUCGAGGGGAGACGGUAAAAGCGAUGGGGUGAUUUCUUUCAGCACGCCCGGCUGCUGUGGGUGAGAAAGCCACGGUGGCUUUUAUGUUUAGACUCUCGGUGGCAGGUGAGGCUGAUUUCUUUUAUAGCCAUCAGGUAAACGAUACGACUUGAAGCUGUAAAAUAAACGGAUCAUUUAAAGUAAGCGGCUCUCAUAUUCGUCUCCUUAAAAGGGCUCUGAAAAUGAAUUCCAAUUUGCAAUGAUUUGUACUCCGAGAGGCAUUUGUCGGGGAGCGCAAAACACAACCGAGAGAGAGAGACGGAUGAAUGGACGGAUGAAGACGUGCUAUAGAGUUAUAAGAAUGCAAUUAAAAGCUGAAUCAUUCUCACUCCGGUGUAACUCUAGCCGUUGAGAUGAGAGCCGAGCCUCUUUCUCAUGGCUGUAUUUGUGUGGAUAAAGCUCUCCCCUGGCCCUCAUCUUAGAUGCACGCUUAAUGAUUCUCCGAUGGGAGAGGGUCGGCUGCUGUCGGGAUGGAAGACGCCGUCCGGAUGCGGCACUUCUCCAGUCCCUCUGGCCGGCAACACCAUGUGCAGGGGUCAGCCGAGGUCAGAGGUCAUGGGCAGAGAGCCGGGAUUAAUGGACAUCUCAAUAAAACGCAGGGUCAGGUUACCGGUUGCAGGCCGUGACCUAACACACGAGCACACAUCUCUCAUUAUUUCAGCGGCGUGUAAACACAGACCUCACUUCACUUGAGGGGAGGAAGAAACGCACCGAAUCGUCCACGGCAGGAACUAAAGACCUAAAAAAAGGCAACAUUUGAAUAAAUUUCAUAUUAAAGGCAUCAACGUGUGAAUUCGAAGCAUGUAGGAAAUGAGAAAAUGCCUGAGAGGAAAGUGGAAACAUGCAGGAAAGAUGUUGGAUUUAAUGAAGUAGUCGUGACAGUGAAUGAAGCAUUUUAAUAUUGUGCUGGUCGAUGAAAAGAGCGUGAAUAUCCACAGGAGAAAUGAACAGAGAUCAUAUAUUGACUCUGUCUGAGAAAAAAAUCUCUGUAGGGAAACAGACUUAUGCAAAG